UCAUAUGCCUCAGACCUGUGAAGUAUCUCUGCCCUGCUGUGCAGACGGGGGGUCACUGUCGAGUGUCAAAGCCCCCCAAGUCAGUGGGGUUAGAGUUCAGCUGGAGAUGCAUGCACUUUGGCAGCAGUUUGACCAGCUGGGCACAGAGAUGAUUGUUACCAAAGCUGGAAGGAGGAUGUUUCCAACAUUCCAGGUUCAAAUCUCCGGGAUGGAUCCUACUGCUGAAUAUGUCCUGCUCAUGGACUUUAUCUCUGUUGACAAUACAAGAUACAGAUAUGCGUUCCACAGCUCAUCCUGGUUGGUGGCAGGGCGAGCGGAUGUUGUAGCCCCAAGCAGGAUGCAUUUCCACCCAGACUCACCUGCCCAUGGAGCCCAGUGGAUGAAGCAGACCGUAUCCUUCGACACUCUCAAGCUCACCAACAACCUGCUGGAUGACAAUGGACAUAUGAUAUUGAACUCCAUGCAUCGCUAUCAGCCACGCUUCCAUGUGGUAUAUGUAGAUCCAGCUCCAAGCUCCAGUCACUUAAACGCACACAGGAACUUCUGCUCUUUUUCCUUCCCUGAGACACGCUUCAUGGCCGUCACUGCCUAUCAGAACCACCGGAUCACCCAGCUAAAAAUAGCUUGCAACCCGUACGCCAAAGGCUUCAGGACUACAGACCCCCAGGACAGAGUGGGUUAUUCGGGACCUCUGGCAGUGUGGUGUCCACCAGAGGGCAGAGGUGCACCCCUCACCAACAAACUUGGAGAGCGGGGAAGCUGGGGCUCAAAGACUUCAAACAGGCAGGAGGACCCAGCCCCACUGUUGGUGGAGCAGUGUGGACUGUUCCACCACUGUAAAGACUCUGUGGGACUCUGUGGGAGGAAAGACGGGGAUAGUGUAUUAGCACCUGCUUCCUUCAUUCCUAUUCCAUCCUACUGGGAUUGUCCAGGAUCAUCUCAAGAGAGAGAGACAGUCUGUAAUAAAGAGAAGCAAACUGACUGAACUUGAAUUAACAUUACAUUACAUUAUUUGUUUAUAGUUUGUGGUCUCACUCAAAAUUAAUGUAUAGGGAUGCUAUGCAUUAUGCAAGUGUUUCAUCAUAAUCCUGAUGUCUAUGGCAAUAUGAUAGAUGUACAGCAAUGAUGCAAUGUGCUAUAAAUAAUAUAUAGCAUACAGUAAGAGCACUUUGGAGUCAUAGUAAAGUACUAUAGAUUACAGCAACAAUACAGUGGUGCUCCUACAAACUCACAGGUGAGAACAACAAACAAUCAAUUUGGUUCUUAACUAUAGUAUAAACUAUGUCUAAUGUCUCGUUAUUAUUAUUAUUUGUGCAACUAGAAUGCAUCUGUCUGUUGUAUGAUAUAA
Sander lucioperca (pikeperch) is the source of this 1348-nucleotide messenger RNA. Its product is annotated as T-box transcription factor TBX1-A-like. NCBI's taxonomy places the organism in Eukaryota, Metazoa, Chordata, Actinopteri, Perciformes, Percidae. Gene Ontology annotation, molecular function: RNA polymerase II cis-regulatory region sequence-specific DNA binding; DNA-binding transcription factor activity, RNA polymerase II-specific. The record is from RefSeq and is a predicted model, not a curated record. The transcript is spliced from 7 exons. Gene Ontology annotation, biological process: cell fate specification; regulation of transcription by RNA polymerase II; positive regulation of DNA-templated transcription. Bases 5 to 985 code for a protein of 326 amino acids. Gene Ontology annotation, cellular component: nucleus.